AAUGGCGUCUAUUUUGAGUUCGCGCAAAGUAAAGAAAAACGGAGCGCAGCUCGAUGAGUCUGGCGUUUUUCAUCGUCGCGACGAUGUUUUGAGCCGGCAAAACGGUAUAUUGGCCAGCUUUUGACUGUCAACAAGAUGUCGGACGUCGAAGAGGCCUGCAAAAGCGUCAUCGCUUGUGUGGAAGCGGCCGUGUCACCCACGACAACACCCGAACGAAGAGCGGAGGCCUACCACGCUUAUGAAGAUUUCAAGGAAAAGUCGCCGCUCUGUGCAAAGUGUGGCUUCGUGCUUGCCGCCAAGGGUAACCAUGCCGUGGUCCGCCACAUCGGACUGCAGCUCGUGGAGCACUGUAUCAAGUUUCGCUGGAACGUGAUGGCGAUUGAUGACAAGCACUUCAUCAAGGACAACGUCAUGAAGAUGAUGGCAGAGGGCACAGACCACCUCCUCGUGGAGCAAGCCCACAUCAAGGACGCACUCGCAAAGUUGCUUGUGGAAAUGAUCAAGCGCGAGUGGCCCCAGCAGUGGCCACAACUCAUGAAGGAGCUGAAUGACCUGGCCGUUAUCGGGGAGACGCAGAAAGAGUUGGUGCUGCUGACGUUUCUGCGGCUAGCCGAGGACGUGGUGGACCUGCAGACGGUGGAGGGAGCGCGACGGCGAGACCUGUACCAAGCUCUCGUGAAGGAGCGGCGGGACAUCUGCGGCUUCUUCGUGCGCACCCUCGAGACUCACUACGGCCGAUACCGGGACCUGAGAGACAACCAGAAUGCAGGCGAAAGCAACCAAGAGCUGUCCCUGCACCGGCAGCUGACCGAGACCACGCUGCUCUCGAUGGCGGGCUUCAUAGAGUGGACGCCCUUGAAAGAAGUGAUGGAAUCAGACGGCCUCCUGCCCCGCAUCUUCUGCUACCUCCUCUCGGACAGGGACCUGCGCAUACAGGCGGCCGAGUGUCUACUGCAAGUGCUCGGCCAGAAGCCCAAGAAGGACGAGCAAAAGCUGGUGCUGGCGCUGUUCAACCAGGACACUCUGAACGCCAUCGCCUCCGCUCUGACGUCUGCAUCCAGUGAACCCUUGAAUGAGGCCUCUUUCCUCUUCAUGAAGAAACUGUGCUCGAUCACGGCCAGCCUCGGACAGAACUGCGUCACGCAUUGGAGCCUGGAACCUGAGCGGCCCUCAAUGGAACUCUUUGCAGUCUACCUCGACUUCUUGCUAUCCCUGAUGCAGCAUCCAAGCCAGGCCAUCAACGGCAUCACCCUGCCUGUGUGGGCGUCCCUGUUUCGACAUUCUGAAGUCUCCCACCUGGACAUCGUGCGCAACCUGCUGCCAAAGUUCUUCAAGGUUGCCACCGAGAAGUUAUCAAAGGUCGGCUACCCUUCCAGAAACGACAGUCCAGCCUGUGCUUACGCUCGGCUCGACUUUGACAGUGACGAUGACUUCGCACCAUUUCUAGGCAAAUUCAGGGGAGACCUUACAGAGGCCAUUCGCCUGGCCACCCUGCUGAAUCCUAUCGCCGGCUUCCAGAUGGUGAGCCAGUGGCUACAGACACUGCUUGUGGCCAAAAUUGAAGUAGGAAACGAACCCGACAAUGGCCACUGUUCACUCAACUCGCCGUCUAGCGUACGUUGGGACGCCCUUGCCACGUUCAUGGAUGGCGUGUUCAGCCGGUUCCUGUCCUCUCCUAACCCCAAGCCAAGCGCAGAAGAGGGCAUCUUCCUACUGGAGUCACUGCUCAAUUUCGAAACGGAGGAUCCAGUGAUUCAAUCCUACGCCCUGUCCUGCAUAUCCAGCCUGGGUAUCUUCCUCACGCUUGCACCGGGAAGUCUGCCCAACGUGCUGAACAAGCUCUUCUCCUGUGCCGUCUUCACGUUGCCGAAGCAGCCGGCGACGGUCCAGAGCCGUGCCUUGCGGAACCUGAGGCGGCAUGCGUGCGCCGGACUAGUCAAGCUGUGCCAUCUCUACCCGAAGCUUGUCAUGCCCUGUUUCGACCAGAUCUACUCUUCGGUGAAGAGAAUACAGGCGCAAGACAAACUGAUCACGCAACUCGAAGCAUGUACUCUCAUCGAAGCGUUGCUCCUUUUGAGCAACGAGUUCAACAAUUACGAGCGUCAAUGCAAGUUCAUCGUUGAGGUAGUUUCUCCUGCCACCGCCAUAUUGGCAAGAAAUGAAAUGAAAGUGGUGGCGUCAUCACCCGAAGCGUUCAUGUCAUUUAUUGGUCUCACCGAAGCACCAGUGGAGGCCACGGCCGAUGACAGUAGUGGAUACAAUCGCUCCCAGCUUCUACACUGCGUCAAUAUCUUCAUGGCUCUCAUCAAGCGAUGCAAGUGGCCUGACGACAUUGAGGUGGCCAAGAGAGGGGGCUUCUACUGCGAGGGCAGUCAGACUUAUCAUUCCGCAUAUUGCCGGAACGCAGCAACGCCUUACGUGGUGUCCCUGCUCCCAAUCAUGGCUCAGUUGCUAAGGACUUACAACCACUUUUGGAGCCCGGAGAUGCGUGCCAGGGUGCAUCCAGCGUUUGUACCAGCCCUCGAUAUACACGACAGUGAGAAGAAUAGCAUCCUUGGUGUUCGAGCCGACGGAGAGGCAUCAGAGAGCUUGGGAUCGAAGCAGCCCAUUGACCGUGCAAAGAGCUUCAUGUGCACAUUUCAAGACUAUUGCUUGCAGAUUCUCGGCAAUGCGGGUCAGUCGCUGGGUCCCGAGUACUACCAUACGCCGGGUUUGUCCGACAUGCUCGUCAACGGAGUGUUGGCGGGCCUCGAGCAGCUUCCAGACUACAGGCUACGACCCAUCGCACGCGUCUUUCUGAGGCCCUUCGUGCAGCGUUGCCCAGCCGAGCUUCAGCCCACGGUAGUGUUGCCACUGCUCAAGCCCGUCCUUCCGUUUGUGUUUCAGAAGCUCAAUGCCAAGUGGGAGAAGUUCAGGCUCAAAUAUGCCAACUGUGUUGACUACGAGACAGAAAUGACCGAGGAGCAGGAACUGCUGGACGACCAGCUGAACCGUCUGCUGUCGCGGGAAUACCUUGACGUUUUAGCGGCCAUCCUGCUGACCAAGCGAGGCCAGCCGGAUGCCAGCCUCAACAGCAUGAAUGAAGACCAGGAAGGGAAGCAGGUGGAUUCGAGCGCGGCAACGAUCUCUGCAUUCGGAGCGACCGUUCUCAAGACUGAGGAACUGUGCUCACCCGUUGUGAUGGCGGUGUUCAACGCAUUGCACUGGUCCGACACCGCUGCCUCAUUCAAGGCCUUGCAAUUGAGCAUGCCCUUGGUGAAACUUAUGUUUGAGAACGGUUUCGUUCGAGAUGAAGGCAGCGCGGCGUACCUCCUCCGGUGCGUGCUCAUGGGGCUGCAGGUGUUGGGUGAACAUGACAUCAACCAGACCCUGCUGGUGUCUCUUGGACUGGCCGUGUACCAGGCGGCGCGGCCCCUCUUUCCCGGCCUCUGCACCACCUUGCUCCAGAUACCCGGAUGCACUCCGGAGGCCCUGGAGGCCUUUGAGACGCAGCUCCAUCCCCCGGGCGACGGGAAAGCCCUGCCGGAGAAAAAGAAGAAGGAGAUCUUCAAAAGGCUAAUCUCACCCAUCAUAGGGAAGAACAUUGGCCAGCAGUUCAAGGCAGCCAUCCAGAUCAUGAACCUGCCUCCAAUGUUCCGGCCUCAGAAGAUGGCCGUGGAAGAAGAUGCCGUGGCCUGCACCGACCUGCCCAACCUCUUUGAGCAGCAGUAGGCUUAACAGCAUUGUCAUCUGCUGUUCCUCACCUGCUGUCCAUCGUUUGCUCGCGACAUUCCUCGCUGUAUAGACCAUCGCAUUUUCCCCUACUUAAGGGACAAUACAUAUGGGUUUUACCAUGGCCUCCAACACCCUGAGACUGUGGGACAUCCGUGUGCGCCAGUUGAUCUUGGAGGCCAUGGUUCGCCGUUAGUUUCAUGGAGAGACAAGCAGGGGAGGAAAGCUAGCACUGAUAGUUGUUCAACUUCCCGUGGAAACGAUGAGGAGUUCAGGCGUUGGAUUGCCAUUUGUUGGCUCACGCUUUUACCACAGCAGAUUGACCUCUCUGGUUGUGCGAAAUUUGUUUUUGUCUGCUCAUUUUCAUUGCUUUGUUUUUCUGUAGCUAUUCUAUGUCAUGGCAUUGACACAAAUUUUUGCAUAAUUUCAUCCAUGUAUUCAUUUUACAGCUCUUCACAGAGCAAUUUCAUAGCAAUGUUAGAUGGCUGGCUUUAGUAGUUUAAUUCAACAACUUGACAGCAAUAGUUUACAACAUAAAACCCAGAAGUUUGCAAGUUCAGGACAGUUUAAUGCAUGUAAAACGCUUAAGCCCAGCGACAUUCGAGCAAUGUUCCAGGGGAUAUUACACAAAAUAUGCACUGUAUUGGUAAUGUAUGGCUGUGUCGUUCUUAUCCAAAAGAAAGCCAAUUCAAAAGCCAGCAAGUGCCAUAUCGCUCGCUAAGCUGUCAGCCAAGCCAAUCCAGUGCUUUUUACUUCUCAUUGUUUUCUUGAUUGUCGGAGAAAUGCUGAAGAAACCCACAUGGACGUCAGAGCCAGAACCCUCCAGCUAAGGUCUUUAAAGAAACUCUGUGGGCUUACAUCCUGAAUGUCGCAGGCGAUGUGUGAUUACCAUGAAGUGUCAUUCUAGCCAUGUUUCUGGGUGAUUCAAAGUGUUCUGUUAAGGUUUGUACAAGCUGUGUUUGUGUUUGGGCGUGUGAUGGGUGUGAUAGCUUGUCGCGCACGACCAGUCGUCAUUUUAAAAACUUCUACUUCAUCUGACGUGGUCUGGCAGCACAGAAGCUUUUGUCGCAUAAUAUUUGUGGUAAAGGUUGCCCACAGAAAGAAAGUCUAGUAUUGUACUGAAAUAUCGUCAUUAAGUGAAUGCAUUGACGGUUGACUACAGGACAAAGGCUUCAUCUCAACUCGUUAUGCAUGUCACUUUGCAAAGUGUGGUGGUUUCUGUGAAAUGUUACUGGUAAUGGUGUUCGUAGAAUCGUGCGGCAUGUUCAUUUUUUUUUUUGUGUAUAUGAUUUGCAUGUGUAUGAUUUGCAUGUGGCAUCAGUCCGAAUGUUUAAAGUUAACCUUUGAUGCAUUGUGCCAGUUCACAGCUUAAAAAAAUUAUAGUCGUGACUGUUCGUGAUGGUCGUGACACUAUGAGUGCAUUGACUGUUCGUCGCUUUUACGACGUCAGUUCAGUUCAACUUGUGCCACAGUUUUUCUCUUUUGAACUGGUUAUGAGUCUACACCUUGUGUCCUCUUUGCACCAGUAUGUUAGUGCCAUGAUUAGUAAUAAAAUAAGACGUCGUACGCUUAAUUUUACUUAUUGAUAAUGUGAUGAGUUUGUUACGUUAAACUCGUAUAUUCACUGCUACUUCCUUGAACUGAUGUGAAUUGUGGUUUUCAUUGUUUUGUUAUUGUUUCUUUCCUUUAGAGUGGUACUGACACAAAAAUUUUGGCCUCGCGUUUCUUUUGCUGCAAUGUGUUGCUGGGGGCCUGUUAGUCAUAACACGGCACAUCGUUUGCUGCAGCGCGCAAUAGAUAAUUAAUUACAGGCUCCUCAUUACCGACCAGUGUCAGUUUCGGUUUCAAAAACGACAAGCCUCCGGGUGCAACUAUCACCACCUAGCAGGUGCAGCGCUCGAUCAUGUCAGCACACAGAACUGUGACGCACUUCCACACGGUUCGCAAGCAGCUGCUGAGAAGUAGGCUGCUGGAGCAAAUGCGGCAAAAAAACAUGGCGGCUAUGACAUCAUCAUAACUUGUUGCAGCGUGGUCACGUGAGAGAAGUAGGGGGUCCCCAAGGGUCUCCUUUCAGGGAGUCAGUAGUGCGAGGAUGUCUAUCGCUCAUGCAAACUUCAAAAUUCAUUUAAAAUAACUUCCAAGCUAUAUUCACUGUUGGUAUUUUGCAGAUAAUAUAUGCAUGUUCACCGGAAUCGAUCCUGCAGGCUAUCUCAGCCGCGAAAUAUUGUGCCAGUACUCCUUAGAACAAGUCUGUGUGGAAAAAUUGUGAAUUUCAAUGUCGCCUGCGAAGCUGUGGUGAUCACUGAGUUGACGCCCAUACCCACAUGGGGGCCCUAGGGUUCCCCUCCCCUACUCCCGAAAGUCUGAUGGAGGGAGGUGUUUUACCGAAAAUAAAUAAUAAAAAUAGGUGUUUUUCUCAAAUAGUUGAGGCCUUCAGUUGCUGCCCCUAC
Rhipicephalus sanguineus (brown dog tick) is the source of this 6161-nucleotide messenger RNA. It is a transcript of the gene Ranbp21, whose product is annotated as exportin-5. NCBI's taxonomy places the organism in Eukaryota, Metazoa, Arthropoda, Arachnida, Ixodida, Ixodidae. Gene Ontology annotation, cellular component: nucleus; cytoplasm; RNA nuclear export complex. The record is from RefSeq and is a predicted model, not a curated record. The transcript has 33 exons. Bases 136 to 3711 code for a protein of 1191 amino acids. Gene Ontology annotation, molecular function: nuclear export signal receptor activity; RNA binding; small GTPase binding. Gene Ontology annotation, biological process: RNA export from nucleus; protein export from nucleus.